UUCACACAGCUUUAGUUUGCAAAAUUGUUGUGCUUGUAUGUGCUGAGCUUUGGCUUGGGUACUUGAUACAUCUCUACACCUUAGCUGAAGCCUCAACUCGCAGCCAUGCCCAUGAGAAUCGAGCGUGAUCUCCACAUGGCUACAGGGAAUGGAGAAACUAGCUACACAAAAAAUUCUAGGAUUCAAGAGAAAGCUAUGUUUCACAUGAAGCCGGUCCUUGAGGAGGCCACUAGAGAAGUAUACACAGCUCUCCUCCCUAAAACCAUGGUGGUGGCCGACUUAGGCUGCUCAUCGGGGCCUAACACACUGCGCUUCGUCUCCGAGGUGAUUGGCAUCAUAGCUCGCCAUUGCAAGGAACUUGACGACCGACGACAUGACCGCCCGCCGCAGCUUCAGUUCUUCCUCAAUGACCUUCCCGGAAAUGACUUCAACAAUCUCUUCCAGCUGAUCCAGCAGUUCCAUAAGUCGACGGCAAGAAAGCACAAGGGUGAGGCAGAAGAGGCACUGCCUCCUUGCUAUAUCACCGGGUUGCCGGGUUCCUACUACACUAGGAUCUUCCCUAGUGAAAGUGUUCACCUGUUCCACUCUUUGUUCUGCCUUCAGUGGCGCUCUCAGGCACCGGAGCAACUGAAGGGCACCAAAAAAACAUGCCUAGAUAUCUACAUCACAAAGACUAUGUCACCGUCGAUGGUGAAGCUGUUUCAACAGCAGUUUCAGAAGGACUUCUCCCUCUUCCUCAAGCUACGCUACGAGGAGCUCGUGUCUGGCGGCCAAAUGGUUCUAACAUUUAUUGGAAGGAAGCAUGAGGAUGUGCUCACUGGAGAGUCUAACCAUCUUUACGGAUUGCUUGCGCAGUCGCUGAAAUCCCUAGUUGAUGAGGGUCUUGUGGACAAGGAAAAACUUGAGUCAUUCUAUCUACCAAUGUAUUCACCAUCGGUUGGUGAAGUGGAGGCGAUAGUGAAGCAAGUUGGGUUGUUCAACAUGAAUCAUGUUAAAGUAUUCGAGAUAAAUUGGGAUCCCUACGAUGACUCGGAAGAAAGUGAUGUUGUGCGUAACAGUAUUAGGAGCGGUGAGAACGUCGCCAAGUGCCUACGAGCAGUGAUGGAGCCGCUGGUUGCAAGCCAAUUUGGAGAAGCCAUACUCGACAAGUUAUUUGAAGAGUACGCUCGCCGUGUUGCCAAACACCUUGAGAAUGAGAAAACCAAGCAUGCUGUGCUCGUCCUGUCCAUGAAGAAAGCAAUACAUGUGUGAAGUGUGUUCUUUCUCACUCUCGCUAGUUAUUAUCGCAGGCUACUAGUAGUUCUCCAGGAAAUUCCGUAUGUAUGCUUGUGUGUACAUGUGUGUGUAUUUAGUGUACUCUAUGCCAUGCAUGGUGUUUAUGUUAUCUUCCCUGGCUAUUGAAUCUGUACGAUGGUGACUCAAAUAUCAAGUAUGUUUUUUCUUGAAUCAAAUAUCAAGGAAUUUU
Sorghum bicolor (sorghum) is the source of this 1465-nucleotide messenger RNA. RefSeq names its product anthranilate O-methyltransferase 2. Gene Ontology annotation, biological process: methylation. NCBI's taxonomy places the organism in Eukaryota, Viridiplantae, Streptophyta, Magnoliopsida, Poales, Poaceae. The record is from RefSeq and is a predicted model, not a curated record. The transcript has 4 exons. Bases 106 to 1251 code for a protein of 381 amino acids. Gene Ontology annotation, molecular function: S-adenosylmethionine-dependent methyltransferase activity.